Molecule: messenger RNA, 1356 nt
Organism: Camelus dromedarius (Arabian camel)
Lineage: Eukaryota; Metazoa; Chordata; Mammalia; Artiodactyla; Camelidae
Product: 5-hydroxytryptamine receptor 5B
Exons: 2
Coding region: 1-1116 (371 amino acids)
Biological process (GO): chemical synaptic transmission; adenylate cyclase-inhibiting serotonin receptor signaling pathway; G protein-coupled receptor signaling pathway, coupled to cyclic nucleotide second messenger
Cellular component (GO): plasma membrane; dendrite
Molecular function (GO): G protein-coupled serotonin receptor activity; serotonin binding; neurotransmitter receptor activity
Source: RefSeq, a predicted model, not a curated record
AUGGAAGCGGCUAACCUCUCUGUGGCCACUACCGGCGUCGCUCUUCCCCUGGGACCCGAGGCCUGCAGCAGCAGCAGCAGCCCAAGCCCGGGCGGGGUGGCGGGAUCAACCCCAGGCGGCCCCUCCCUGCCUGGCCGAGAGCCUCCCUUCUCCGUCUUCACCGUGCUGGUGGUGACGCUGCUGGUGCUGCUGAUCGCUGCCACUUUCCUGUGGAACCUGCUGGUUCUGGCCACCAUCCUGCGAGUCCGCGCCUUCCACCGUGUGCCGCAUAACUUGGUGGCCUCGACGGCCGUGUCGGACGUGCUAGUGGCCGCGCUGGUGAUGCCCCUGAGCCUGGUGAGCGAGCUGUCUGCUGGGCGACGGUGGCUGCUGGGCCGGAGCCUGUGCCACGUGUGGAUCUCCUUCGACGUGCUGUGCUGCACCGCCAGCAUCUGGAACGUGGCGGCCAUCGCCUUGGACCGCUACUGGACCAUCACGCGCCACCUGCAGUACACGCUGCGCACCCGCCGCCGCGCCUCGGUGCUCAUGAUCGCGCUCACCUGGGCGCUUUCCGCGCUCAUCGCCCUCGCGCCGCUGCUCUUUGGCUGGGGCGAGGCGUACGACGCUCGGCUCCAGCGCUGCCAGGUGAGCCAGGAACCCUCCUACGCCAUCUUCUCCACCUGCGGCGCCUUCUACCUGCCGCUGGGCGUGGUGCUAUUUGUCUACUGGAAGAUAUACAAGGCGGCCAAGUUUCGCUUCGGUCGCCGCCGCAGGGCUGUGCUGCCGCUGCCCGCCACCGUGCAGGUGAAGGCGGCACCUCAGGAGGCAGAGAGGAUGUUCACGGUGCGUGGGCCCCAGGGGUCCUUGCAGACGAGCGGAGACUCGGGGCGGGAGCAGAAGGAGAAGCGGGCGGCGGUGAUGGUGGGUGUUCUCAUCGGCGUGUUUGUGCUGUGCUGGAUCCCCUUCUUCCUGACGGUGCUCAUCAGCCCCCUCUGUGCCUGCAGCCUGCCCCCCAUCUGGAAGAGCAUAUUCCUGUGGCUUGGCUACUCCAAUUCCUUCUUCAACCCCCUGAUUUACACAGCAUUUAACAAGAACUACAACAAUGCCUUCAGGAGCCUUUUCACCAAGCAGAGAUAAACCCAGGGCUUGGAGAGACACGUGGGUAGGGUCGUCGGGAGGGAACCGGAACUCUUCCCCUUCACCAGUGGUCUGGGCAGGAACCUUCCCCCGACAGCUGAGCAUCAAUGGUGUUUGGGAACCAUCCCAUCUCGGCCUGGAGUGAAGGAGCCAAAGGUACAUCUUUUCUCUCUGGCCCAGAUUAACCUGACACCACCGAAAUAUUCUAAGAGGUAACUGUAUUAAAAUUGUGCAAAGAAA